Molecule: messenger RNA, 7880 nt
Organism: Mesoplodon densirostris (Blainville's beaked whale)
Lineage: Eukaryota; Metazoa; Chordata; Mammalia; Artiodactyla; Ziphiidae
Product: neurotrophin receptor-interacting factor homolog
Exons: 12
Coding region: 323-4018 (1231 amino acids)
Biological process (GO): negative regulation of transcription by RNA polymerase II
Molecular function (GO): DNA-binding transcription repressor activity, RNA polymerase II-specific; RNA polymerase II cis-regulatory region sequence-specific DNA binding
Source: RefSeq, a predicted model, not a curated record
GCGUGGAUCCCUCCCGGCCUGCGUCGUCGCCCACCCAGGUGCUGGGGGCCAGCGGCCUGACUUGCCCCUCACAAGGCCCCCUCCUGCCCAGCGGGACCGCCGAGGGCGCUCUCCGCCGCCUGGGCUUCGCCUGCCGCCCCGAGUUGGCCGGGCAAGAUGGCCGCCGCCCGCGAGGUGGGGCGCACCGCGCCGCGGGGAUGCCUGGGAGUUGUAGUCCAGGCCGGCGCGCUGACGCACUUCGCCGCGGGCCGACGGGCGCCAUUGUGCGCUGUGCGCGGGGACUCUGCCCACUCCCACGAGACACGUUGAGGAAGAGGAAGGUAUGGCCACCGGGCUUCCGACGGCCUGGUUCCGUGAACCAGUGACCUUUGAAGAUGUGACCCUGGGUUUUACCCCGGAUGAGUGGGGAAUGCUGGACCUCGAACAGAAGUCCCUGUACAGGGAGGUGUUGCUGGAGAACUACAGGAACCUUGUCUCAGUGGAGCAUCAGCUUUCCAAGCCAGAUGUGGUAUCUCAGUUAGAGGAGGAGGAAGAGCUCUGGUCCGUGGAGAGAGGAAUUCCUCGAGACACCUUUUCAGAGUGUCCUGAGGCUCCGUUGGGCCCUCAGUUCCAUCCUUUUCCUGCUGGGAAUCCCCUGAUGAAGAUCGAGGUUGUUGAAAUCCUCACACUGAACGAGGAGGUGGCUCUUCCCCGGAACGCCCAGAUCCGCGCCCUCUAUGCUGAAGAUGAGGGCCUGAGCUCAGACAUCCUCAGGGAGCCCACUCAACAUCUGGAUAAGCAUCUCACUGACCCUGAGACCGCUCGCCAGAGGUUCCGGGGGUUCCGCUUUGAGGAGGUGGCGGGUCCCCGCGAGGCGCUGGCCCGGCUCCGGGAGCUGUGCCGCCAGUGGCUGCGGCCCGAGGCGCACUCCAGGGAGCAGAUGCUGGAGCUGCUGGUGCUGGAGCAGUUCCUGGGCGCGCUGCCCGGGAAGCUCCGGGUGUGGGUGGAGUCGCAGCACCCGGUGGGCUGCCAGGAGGCGGUGGCCCUGGUGGAAGAUGUGGCCUGGAUCUCUGAGGAGGACGCACCGCCCACCCAGGGCCCCACCAGCUCUCUCCAGACCACAGCUCAGCAGGAGGAGGACGUGGCCACCAGGCUGGCGAAGGCACUGCCUGAGGAACCGGUGACCUUCCUGGACGUGGCUGUGGACUUCAGCAGGGAGGAGUGGGGGCUGCUGGACCCGACACAGAGGACCGAGUACCACGACGUGAUGCUGGAGACCUUUGGACACCUGGUCUCUGUGGGGUGGGAGACUACUCUGGAAAGCAAACAGUUAACUCCAAACCCCAACACGCCCGAGGAAGAGCCAGCCUGCCACCUGAAAGUGGAGGAAUUCUCGAGGGAUGACGCCCAGCCCUCUACCUCAGGAGACACCUUGCAGGCUGGGGCCCCGGAGGUCUCGGACACAGCGCUGAAACCAGUAGUGCUCACUCAGGAAAAAACCCUCCCUCAGAAGCCACCCGGUGAAAGCCCCAAACCCCAGGCAAGCACAGGUCCCGCCACAAGCCACAUCUCCCUUCAGAAGAUCAUUUCUAGAAAACGCUUGCGCAAGCGUGACCCCAGGGUCAAAAAGAUGACACACAACCCCUGUGUAAAACUUCAUCAGAAGAGCUGCAGCAGGGCAAAGGACCAGGAGAGCGGGAGCUGUGGGAGGGCCUUACCCCGGAGCACUCAGCAGAUCACGUUUACGCGAAUUCACAAAGGGAGUCAGGUGUGCCGAUGCAGCGAAUGUGGGAAAACCUUCCGGAACCCCAGGUACUUCUCCGUGCAUAAAAAGAUCCACACGGGAGAGAAGCCCUACGUGUGUCCGGACUGUGGGAAGGCAUUCGUGCAGAGCUCCUCCCUCACGCAGCAUCAGAGGGUUCACACUGGGGAGAGACCCUUCGAGUGUCACGAGUGUGGAAGGACUUUCAACGACCGCUCGGCCAUCUCCCAACACCUGCGGACUCACACCGGGGCCAAGCCCUACCCAUGUCAGGACUGUGGCAAAGCCUUCCUGGGGGCCAAGGCACUUGUUGUACACAAGAGAACACACACAGGAGAAAAGCCAUAUGAAUGUACUCGGUGUGGGAAGUCUUUCAGCCAGAGCUAUGACCUGGUUGUACACCAAAGAACUCACACUGGAGAAAAGCCCUAUGAAUGCAGCCAGUGUGGGAAAUCCUUCACCCAAAGUUCCAAACUUAUUAGGCAUCAACGAACUCACACUGGAGAAAAACCAUAUAAAUGUCAUGAAUGUGGAAAAUCUUUCAGGUGGAACUCUAACCUUACUGUUCAUCAAAGAAUUCAUACUGGAGAGAAACCUUAUGAGUGUGCUCAUUGUGGAAAGUCCUUCAGUCAAAGCUCUGACUUUGUUGCACAUAAAAGGACUCACACUGGAGAGAAACCCUAUAAAUGUAAUCAGUGUGGAAAAUCUUUCGUUCGAAGCACUCAGCUUAUUAGGCAUCUGCGAAUUCACACUGGAGAGAAGCCAUAUAAAUGCGAUCAGUGUGACAAAGCCUUCACUGGGAGCUCUCACCUUAUUGAACAUCAGAGAACUCAUACUGGAGAGAAACCGUUUGAAUGUAAUCAGUGUGGGAAAGGCUUCACUGGGAGCUCUCACCUUCUUUCACAUCAGAGAAUUCAUUCUGGAGAGAAACCGUAUGAGUGUAAUGACUGUGGGAAAGCUUUUCGGCAGCGAUCUCAGCUUGUUGUGCAUCAGCGAACACAUACUGGAGAGAAACCUUAUGAAUGUCGUCAUUGUGGAAAAGCAUUCAGCCAGAGGUCUCCCCUCAUUGUGCAUCAGAGAAUACACAUUGGAGAGAAGCCCUAUCAGUGUAACAUGUGUGCUAAAGCCUUCAGUCAGAGGUCACGCCUUAUUGAACAUCAGAGAACACAUACUGGAGAAAAACCCUAUGAAUGCAUGGACUGUGGGAAAGCCUUCAAUGAUCGAUCAACCCUUACAAAACACGAGAGAACACACACUGGGGAAAAACCCUAUGAAUGUAAUCAUUGUGAAAAGGCCUUCAGCCAGCGGUGUCAACUUACUAGGCAUCAGAGCAUCCAUACUGGAGAGAAACCCUAUGAAUGUAAUGAGUGUGGAAAAGCUUUCAGUUAUAGUACAUCCCUUACUCAACAUGGGAGGAUCCACACGGGUGAGCGGCCGUACGCGUGCAAGGAGUGCGGCAAGGCCUUCAGCCAGAACUCCUCGCUGGUGCAGCACGAGCGCAUCCACACGGGCCACAAGCCCUACAAGUGCGCGGACUGCGGCAAGUCGUUCUGCCACAGCACGCACCUCACGGUGCACCGGAGGAUCCACACCGGGGAGAAGCCCUAUGCGUGCCAGGACUGCGGGCGGGCCUUCAACCAGAACUCGUCCCUGGGCCGCCACCGGCGCACGCACACCGGGGAGAAGCCGUUCACCUGCAGCGUGUGCGGCAAGGCCUUCUCGCGCACCACGUGCCUGUUCCUGCAUCUGAGGACGCACACGGCCGAGAGGCCCUACGAGUGCAGCCGCUGCGGCAAGGGCUUCCGGCACAGCUCGUCCCUGGCGCAGCACCAGCGCAAGCACGCCGGCGAGGGCCCCUACGACUGCCGCCAGAGGCUGGCCUUCGAGCCCACGCCGGCGUGGCCGGAGCCCGUGACCCCUGGGGAGGGGGCUCCCCGCAGCGACAGGCCCUUCAGGUGCGGCCAGUGCGGCAAGGGUUUCACGCAGAGCUCGCACCUCAUCCGACACCAGAUAACGCACACCAGGGAGGAUCCCCGAGGCCGGGGCCGGCGGCGCUCGCAGCCCUGCGCCCGGAGCCCGCACCUCGGGCGGCACCAGCUCGGGCCCACGGGUGAGAGCCCUGGGGCCGGGACGAAGGCAGGGCAGCCGGCAGGCCGGGCACUGGCCCUGUUUGACAUCCACGAAAUCAUGCAAGAGAAAAACCCAGUGCAUGUUAUUGGGGUGGAAGAGCCUUCUGUGGGCACGUCCGUGUUGUUUGACAUCAGAGAAUCCACCUAGGGGAGAAACUCUGCGGAUGACUUUUGAACCACAGGUACAAAAACGUGUCUUUUAUAUAUUGGGGGAAACAAACAACGGGAUAACCUAAAUUUUGUCUCCGUCCCAAGCCUUCCCGUCAGACCCUCCUUGGCCUGGUGGAGUGACUUCUGACUUGGCGUCAGGUCACCAAGCUGUGCUGAGGGGCCGUGUGAAUGGUGUGACUCACUGCUCCGUUCUCUGCCCCAUCUCAAGCACGCCUCCCCAUCUUGCUGGGGUCUCUGCCGGAAGACCUUCGGAAGACCUUUCAGCUGUCAGUGCCCAGGAAAGAGAGACGUCUGAGAAAAUGGUUUAUUUGUAUACGAUGCAGACCAUUCUAACAUGACCAUUUUCAUGUCCACAAUUGGAAACUUCGUCUGGAUCAUCUUUUUGCUUUCCUCCAACUUUACUCCUCAGGAAAGCAAAGCCUUGUGACCUUUGUCUAUGCUGUUCUUGACAUAAAGAAGAACAUUGUGUUCGAGAUGUGAUCCUUGGUAUCUUAUAGCAGAAAGGAUGUAAAAACCAAGGAUUUUCACCUGCCUGCUUUCUAACCUACAGUGAAGGAGCGAAAUGCCCAUCCCACCGGGACACUAUGUCGUGUGCUCCAGUUACACAGCACGGUUGCCUUUUUUGGUUUGUUUGUUGUUCCCACUGCAGCUGAGUUCCAGUGAAGUUAAACACAAACCAUAAACAUCAAGAAUUGGAAGGAAGGAAAAUUGGUUAUGGCACAUCUCAGCUUGUGGAAAUUGUUCCUAAAAAUAUCCACAGAAUGUUGGCUUGGCAGAGCGUCAAGUUGAACGGAGGAAGUAUCAUCGUGGAAGGAUACAGCGGCCAGGAUACAACCUCUGGCAGGAUGACUGAGCCUCCGAACUCUCACUGUCGAGACGCGAUGCUCGAGGGCCAGAACUUUCUCGUGUCCAUUUCUGUCCUUCGGGUGCUGUGGGUGUCACAGCCAGUGGGGUUUCCAUCCCAGCAGAGCUGGCCUCCAGGACGCUCAGAGCCCGCCUCACCGCUCAUCUCCAGAGGCUCCACAAGAGCCCUUGAAGCCUCGUGUUUGCGUCUCUGCGCUCACCUGUCCUCUGGGCUUGUCCUCAUGGCCUUCCCUUGUCGGCUCUCACUGUCUCAACCCCUCUGUCCUCAUGGCUUAGUCUGCACCACCUGCCACUUCGUUCUUAGCAAAUAACCUUCUAUUUCCAUGGCUCAGAAAAGGUGUGUUUUCAGACAGGCAGUGCCUCACAGUUGUGUGAGGUGGUGCCAUUUUACACGCGAGGAAAAUGGGGCACAGGACAAAAGCGGCCGUGGCCAGCUCGCACGGCUAGGAGCCAGAACCUGAAGUCAGCAUCCCGUCGACAAUGUCUUAAACAGAUGAGGCUGUGUCCUCAGGGCCUCAGCUACGUCACACGCAGUGUUUUCUCUCCCACCCCGUCCCUCCUCGUCGCAGGGAGACCGCUGCGGCCUCAGCGGUUGGUCCACAGUCAGGACUGGAGGACGGCGGGAUUGGCAGGCCUACGUUCAUGUCUCCAGUGAGGUUUCAAAGAAAAGCCUUUCCCCGAAGCUUCCCGCCGGCGCUCCUUAUGUCUCCCUGGCCAAGCCUGGGUCACAGGGCGCUGCCUAACGACGAGGGCGCUUGGAAAGCUAGUGUUCAGCUGCUCUAACCUCUGUGGCUGGGACUGCACCAGAAGGGUGUCUCGGGAAGCAGGUAAUGGAUAGGCAGCUGGCAGCACCCUCAGCCCUCCUCCUCCAGUCUCUUGGAGGACUCGCCGGUGCUCCCCACUUCCUGAUCAGAUGCCGCCACCGCCUCUCAGCUCCGCCUCUUCAUCCCCUGGAUUGUUCAGCCUGCCGGCCAGGCCCCCUUGCCCAUAAUGCUGGGUCCCCUGGCAUUCUGGAACACCCCACUCUUCCAGAUCCCUUCUACCUCUCGAGGGGCUUCUUGCCCUCCCCUCCCCUCCCCUCUUAAAUGUUGGGGUCCCUGGGGUGUGGUCCCGGAGGCCCAUUGCAUGCUCCGCUCACUCCCAGAUGUCCUCGUCCACACCCGUGGCUUUGUGCUGCUCACUGCCACAUCUUGGUCUCUGAGCUUCGGGCUAGAACAGCAGCUGCAUGCUGCUGGACAGCUCCCCUAGAUGUCCUGCAAAGUCCCAAAACACAGCCUACCUGGAGGGAAAGGCCAUUUUCCAGGCCAAACCUGUUCCUUCUCCCCUGGGCCCUCUCACGGGGAUGGUUGCCACCCCCCACCCCAUCCCUCAAGCCAGAAGAUAGAUAUCCUGUUGGUUUUACCAUCUAAACAUCUCAGCUCUCUUCAUUCCAUUCCAUUCCCUCUGCCACCACUGGUGCAGGAUGGCCACGAGAGGGGGAGUGACAUGACACCAAGUGGCCUGGCCACCAGAGCCCUCCCCACUUUUGACUUUACCUCCUCACGGCCCCACCAGUGGUGUGGGGUGCAGACUCGGAAUGCUCCCACUGCCAGUGUGCUCUGAGGAGGGGAGACCCCGCGGUGACUUCACAGCUCUGGACAGCUUGGAAUCCAGGCCUGCGAUGGCCCCGUUCCCUCCGCCUUGGCCCGAAAAAUGGGAGCUGCCGAAGGGUCAUGUUUCCACAGUUCUCCGAGUGGACGCUGGGUGGGCUGAGGCUACGGUAGCCUCACCAGGUAAGCCUGGGACAAGCUUGUCACAGUUCCCACUUGCUGCCCUCUCCUGUGCACUGCAGAUCUUUGGGAAUUCUCCAUUUCUCUUUUUGGGUCACGUUUUCUGGGCAUCAUAUUCCUACUAAUUUCCUUACAGAUGCUUUGAAACCAAGUUAGAUGAGAAACUCCUCAGGGGAAAUUACUAUAAACUAGGGAAAAUAUAUGGUUAUAUCAGUUUGUCAAAGUAAUGCAAAUUCUUUGUAGCAAAACCUGUAAAAUGCACAAAAGUAAAAUACACAUAAGUAUGGAGGUUUAUUUAAAAUUUAAUUCCUCAUACUUCCACCAUCCAGAGAUUGUCAUUACCUUAAGAUUUUGUUAAUUUUCCUUGUAAUUUUUUUCUUGAAAUAUACAUGUGUGUAUACAUAGCGUGAACAUUAAAUCUUAUACACACAACAGAAAUAUUUAUGUGUAGUUAUCUUGUGUUUAGAAAAUUAGAAUCCCUUCUGUUUCUCUUGUAACAUGUACUUCUUACUCUAUCUUGAACAUUUUCCUCUGAAAAUGGAUUUCAUGUAGCUUUUUAAAUUACCUUUCAGGAGGAUUGUAACAAUGUGACCUCCACCCAGCAUCUUACCAGCCUUGACUUUUAUCCAAAAGGGGGAGGAGGGAUUCAUACACAUUUCUGAAGGAGUAUGAAUUGAUACAGCCUCUGUGAAGGGCACUUUGUUGGUUGCUGUCUAAAUUACAAACACUUUGUCUCAGCAAGCCAGUUGCUGAUAAUGAAUCCUACGGAUAUAUUUGUACCCGUGCAAACUGUUUGUAUGUAGUUUUAACCAUGGUAUUGAUCUCAAAAGUGAAAAUUUGGAAACAACCUCAUUGUCUACCACAUGGAACUGGCUAAGUGAUUUAUGGUGGACUGGCUGGCUUUUACACAGCCCUUAAAAUGGGGACUGUCUUUAUGAACUGUGGAAAAGAGCACCAAGAUUGUUAAGUGAAAAGGUAUAAAACAGUUUGUAUGGUAUGUUUCCAUUUGUGUAAAGAAGCCAUUGCUUAUGCACACACACACACACACACACACACACACUAUAUCUGAAGGGUACAGAGUGAACAUACAUACUACUAUAUAUACUACUUGCUCUUGGGGAGGAGAAGUGAGGGGAAAAGGAUAAGGAAGAAUUUUCACUCUAUCUUUUGAUAUUUUUGAAAUUUUGAAACAUGUAAAAGUAUUAC